Molecule: messenger RNA, 1051 nt
Organism: Nematostella vectensis (starlet sea anemone)
Lineage: Eukaryota; Metazoa; Cnidaria; Anthozoa; Actiniaria; Edwardsiidae
Exons: 4
Coding region: 36-572 (178 amino acids)
Source: RefSeq, a predicted model, not a curated record
UUAGGUUCUCGCGUCAAUCACGUUGUUAGUUCAAGAUGGCGGCCGGAACGCACUACAAGUUGCCCGGAUUUGUGGCUUUCUGGCUGUCUUUAUCUACUGUGAUUGUCGUGAUUGAUGGUCUAGUGGUUAUCUUAAGACCUCGCACUUUACCAGGAGGAGACCUCAACUAUCUGGUCAAGCCCUAUAACCUGUAUUUUCCUGUGGACAAGCGCUAUGCAGAUAUGGAAGAUACAUUUGGGGUUGGACAAUCAUGGAUGAAUCUAGUUGAAGCAUUCCUAAAUAUCAUAGCUCUAUCACUGCAUCUUCGGUCAAGCACCUUUAGCGCCAUCAUGGCACUGAUUGUCUGUACCAUGACAUGGGCCAAGACAAUACUUUACUUCCUGGUAUCCACUGAGCUCUGUGGUGGGGCUCAUUACAUUGCUCACAACCCUUGGAAGGAUCUCAUUCUGUUCUAUUACUUGCCAAAUGGAAUCUGGAUUGUUGUCCCUUUAAUCUGCAUGCUGAUUCUAGCACAAGAAAUAAAUGCAGUCAUGUGUGUUUAUUACCAAGCCAAUGGAAAGAAAAAAAUAUGAUAGAGUCUAAUUGAUGGUCAUCAGUUUAUACAAUAAGUCCAUAAGAGCCAUUAUAGGGGCUAUUGGCAGGUAUGAAAUAUAUUUUUUUAGCUUUUUUUUAUUUUCUAUACUAUUACCCAGCAAUUCAGUAGACAAUUAGAAUGUUUUUAAAUUCAACUCGUAUUCAUAUUUUUGUAAAAAGGAAAAUACAAAAAAACACUAAACCAAUACAACAAGGUAUGUGAUGAUGGAAUCUUUAUUAUGUACUUUUUGUGCAAUGAAGUUGUCUUUUGUGUAGCCAUCACUAGUGUGUAAUGCAGCCAUUAAUGGUCAUCUGGAAAUCAAUAACACAAUUUGCAUGCUUCAACUUUAUUGUUAUUUCUCUAAAAUCAUUAUAUUAGAAAAACUUUGCACUCUCCAUGAUUUUGUACAUCUCUUCAAUUGUCAUAAAGUAAAUGUCCCAUUUGUCAUAAUAAAUAAUGAGUUAUAGUGUGUGAAAA